Pseudoliparis swirei is the source of this 6618-nucleotide messenger RNA. RefSeq names its product immunoglobulin superfamily, member 9b (gene igsf9b). The transcript has 22 exons. Gene Ontology annotation, biological process: cell-cell adhesion. Lineage: Eukaryota; Metazoa; Chordata; Actinopteri; Perciformes; Liparidae. The record is from RefSeq and is a predicted model, not a curated record. Gene Ontology annotation, molecular function: protein binding. The coding region runs from base 117 to 5654 and encodes 1845 amino acids.
GCAAUACGAGUCUUAAAGAACAUCAUCAAUGGAUUGAAAGAUUCCACUUUCAGCUUUCUGUGAAAAAGUGCCUCAAGCAAGGUCGGGAGAUGUGUGAAAGAGUGUGACGGACGGCCAUGGGACUGGAGAGACGGUGGCUUCAGGCUGUCACCAUUGCUGUAGCCAUCUGUCUGCUAAGUGUGUCUCAAUGUGUGGCAUCAUUGGUUCGUGCCAGAGAGGGGGCCUCUGCAGAACUAAGCUGCAAUCUCACCCCUACACCCAAAGACGCCACCACCCCAAACCUCUUCCCUCUGCAUGUAGUGGAAUGGGUGCGCCUAGGUUACAACGUUCCCAUCCUCAUCAAAUUUGGAGUGUAUGCUCCUCGAGUUCAUCCAAACUACAGGGGCCGUGUAUCGCUGACCAGUGGUGCUUCUCUGCUGGUGGAUCGGCUGACCCCGGAGGACGAGGGCUGGUUCGAAUGUCGCAUUCUGCUCCUGGACAGCAAAAAAGACGACUUUAGAAACGGCACAUGGACCUUCCUCUCCAUCACAGCUCCACCUGUGUUUAUCAAGACACCACCGACUUUCGUAGAGGUUCUGCUCGGAGAUUCACUGACUCUCAACUGUGGAGCCCAUGGCAACCCGCGACCAACUGUUGUCUGGUAUAAAGAUGAGAGCCAAAUAGAGAAACAUGAAAAAAUAAAAGUCCUCAAUGGUACCUUGUCUAUGGCCUCUGUCACAAGAAAUAUUUCAGGAGUGUACAAAUGUCACGUGUCCAAUUCAGAGGGGAACCUCACCCACUCUACGCAGCUGCAGAUUAAAGGACCUCCAAUCAUCAUCAUCUCCCCAGAGGACACCACUCUCAACAUGUCCCAGGAUGCAGUUCUGCAGUGUCAGGCUGAUGCCUACCCUUCCAACCUCACUUACGAAUGGCUGAAACAAGGACAGAAUGUUUACCAUAUUGAGUCGCUUAAAUCCAGAGUGAAGGUUUUGGUGGAUGGAACACUUCUGAUCCCUAAUCUCAUCCCAGAGGAUGCUGGCAACUAUACCUGUAUCCCAUCUAAUGGGUUACUCACCCCGCCCUCAGCCUCUGCAUACCUCAAAGUGAAACACCCUGCACGCGUGGGCCGAAUGUCCCGGGAAACGUACUUGCCUUCAGGCAUGGAGGGGGUAAUUAUCUGCCCAGUGCAGGCUGAUCCGCCUGUGCUGUUUGUCAACUGGACCAAAGAUGGGAACAAGUUGAAUCUUGACAAGUUCCCAGGUUGGAUAGUGAACUCAGAGGGCUCUGUUUUUAUAGCAACAGCCAAUGACAAUGCUGUAGGCAUCUACACGUGUACGGCCUAUAACAGUUAUGGCACCAUGGGGCAGUCUGAACCCACCAAGGUCAUUUUGCAGGACCCACCAUCAUUCCGAGUGCUUCCUCAGCCCGAGUAUUUCCAGGAGGUGGGCAGAGACUUGAUCAUCCCCUGUGAAGCCGUUGGAGACCCCACUCCAAACAUAACUUGGAGCAAGAUUGGCCCUACUCCUCGCUCCCUGUACACGGUGAUGGCUAACGGCUCCCUCCUGCUGCAGCCGCUCAGUAAAGAUCACCAAGGGGGCUGGGAGUGCUUGGCCACAAAUCGUGUAGUGACUGUCAGCGCAGGCACCGUGGUCAUGGUGCUGGGCACAAGUCCUCAUGCUGUAUCUUCAGUAUCUGUCACCACGGAGAUGGACCAGGCCAAUGUGUCCUGGGUGCCUGGCUAUGAUGGUGGAUACACCCAGAAGUUCACUGUAUGGUUCAAGCAGGCAUUUCGAGGAAAACAUGAAUGGGCGUCUUUGCCUGUGCCGACAUCUAAAAACUACCUGCUGGUGACCGGGCUACUUGCUGACACCGGCUAUCAGUUCAGCCUUCUACCUCAGAAUAAACUCGGCUCUGGACCUUUCAGUGCAAUUGUUUCUGUGCGGACUGAAGCUGUGCCGACAGAAUCACCGACGGCCGUCACCACUCUCCCAAUCCUGGAUCCUCCGAUACUCCUGUCCGCCAACCAGACCGACCGAGGUGUUCUCCUCCAGUGGUCGCCUCCGGGGGCGCCAUCCUCUCCACUGACGGGCUUUGUGCUGCAGGCCCGCAGGGAUCGGGGCCAAUGGGUCAUCCUCAGCAGCAACAUCAGUGCCAAUCAGAGUGAACUACUUGUACAAGGACUGUUAAGGGACUCCAGUUAUGAUCUGAGGCUAAUGUCUUGUAGCAACAACGUUCUCAGUGAACCGAGUGAGUCUGUCAAUGCAUCCACCACAGGGAUGGAGAUUUACCCCCUGCGCACAAGUUUCUUGGAGUUCAUCCCUGAGCCCCUGUUGGCCGGAGUGUUGGGGGGAGUUUGCUUCCUGUUUGUGGCCAUCAUUCUCUCAUUGGUGACAGCAUGCUACAUGGGUCAAAGGAGACAGCGUCGGCGCAGAAAGAGAAGACAAGAUCUCCCGUCUGCUCUCCAGAAGAGCUCAUCCCCAGAAACUCGCUCACCUCCUCGCAGCCCGGACAGUGUCCUAAAGCUGAAGCUGUGUCCGCAGCUUCCCUUCUUCCCCAAAUCCUCCUCACAGUUCGACCGGUCGUCCUUUGAUAAAGGCAGCCGUGGGGAAUACCACGACCAGCGGAAACAACUUCUGUCCAACUCAUCUCCGCCACCGCAUUAUACACUCUUUGAGAGUCACCUGGGCUCUCAGGACACUUCACCAUCUGCUCUGGAGUCCAUCUCCAGAGGCCCAGAUGGGCGCUUCAUUGUCCAACCCCUGCCACAGGGUUCCAGCCCCUCCAAUAAGAAAAACUCGACAAUAGAGGUCCUGCAAAGUAAUGGUGGGGCAAGUGGUUCAGGGAGCAACAGGACGUCAUUCAGGGACUCCCCUAAGUCGAGCAUAUUAAGCUCAGAGAAGGACAAGAGGAAGGAUUCUCCUCUCACUGUGGACGUCCCAGAGUUGAGCAGACCGCCUUCCUCGCCUGGAAGAGUACGAGCCAUGGCCAGAAACUUCUCCCGUCACGGCUGCUUUUACUCUGAUGACGAACAAGGCUCCGAGGCUCUAUUAGAAAGAGCCAGCUUCUAUUCAGACAACACUGAGAAAAAGCCCAGCGAUUCUCUCAGGAGAUAUCGCAUACCAGGCCACACCGAAGAUCUCAUCCCAAGUUUUGUGAGGAGAACAGAGUUGCUGAAUAGAGACAGAGACAGACAACACCAUUCAAACUACCAGCCAAUAGAGAGUCAGCUGACUAAUAACAGCACCAUGGUCUCACAGCUUGACAGCGAGCUGGAGGGUGGGAGUAUUAAUAAGUGUGUCCAACGAGCAAAAGAGAGGGAAGAAAUGGAGAGGGAGCUGGAGAGCUAUACAGCCGAUCAAAGAAGUCGAGGUCGUGGGAGAGACGAUGGACAGUCUAGUAAGACAAAAAGCCCUCAAAGGGACACACCCAAUGCAGAGAAAGAGCCUAUAUGGAAACCACAGGAUGUAGCAAUAAGACGGAAACACCGGCCCUCAAGUCAGACAAGUCGAGUAUCUGACUAUCGAAAGGCGUGCUACUUUGGGAACGCCAGCAGUCCCAUGGACCGACUCCCUACGUCUUGCAUACAGUGGGACAUUAGUCCUGUUACAUCCGCCACCAGCCUCCUUCCUGCACAGAGCUCCCAGCAUGCUCGCACGCGUCGGGAAACCACGGAGGACUCUCUUGCUGUUGAUCCGUCACGCUCUCCAGUCACUCAGAACACCUCCCUCCCCAUGCUGUCCCCCGACGUGAGCUCUGAAAGCCCCCCUGUUCUGUGUCUAGAAACACCAGACAGAGCCAGGUCAUUGAGUCCUCUGAGAGAGCAGGAUAGAUGCAGGAAGUCCAUGACUGAGCAGGGCUUAGGGGAAAAGACACAAGACAAAGGUGCUGUUGCGUCAAGGUCCAGACAUUCAUAUGCAGGCGCUCAGCCCUCGGGUUCAGCUGCCAGAGGUCCUUCAGUUGAGAGUUCAGCCUCCGCACAAUUUAGUCAGCCUGAGAGAACUACAAAAUACUACACAGCCACAAGGGAUCCCAGUCCAUCAAGUUAUUCUACCUUACCCUAUGAACAUAUUGAAGUAGGGGCAAAGGCCAAAGGAAAAGACACUCAGGCCCGAGAUGACAGGCGAAGUUCAGGGUUUUACUCUGAAAGAGAGGGUGUGCGAACACGCUCCAGGAGAAGUGAAAAAUGUCUUUUCUCUGAAAGUCCAAGCCCCGUUUCAACAUUGACACUUGUAGAAGAAGUGGAUAGUGACCAGUCCCACUUUUCUGUCCCUGGAACGUCAGGGUCCUUCAAGGCAAAGCCUGCCACUCCAUCUCCCCAGAUGUCCCCACUGCAGACAAGUGCAAUUCUUGAAUACCUGAGCCUCCCGGGUUUCAUUGAAAUGAGCGUGGAUGAGCCUGUGGAAGAUGCUGCAGCGACAGACACUGCUGGACAAAGUUCAGAACUAAAGCAAUCAUCCCCCGUGGUUAAGCCUGAUAUCGUUCCUAAAAACUGUGAUGUUCAUGUUCAGGACAACCGGAACACACACUCGACCCCCCAUACUGCAGAAGCCGGCUUUUAUUCUGGUAAAAAACAAGGCCAUAAGCACUCCCUCCAUGUGGACGCUAGAGAUACUUCACAUAGAGUAAGAUUUCCAGAUGACGCAACGCCAUCGUCACCUGGUCCAGAGAAAACUAGCAAGCAGCUGUAUAAUGAGAAAACACUAAUUCGGAUUGGUAGCAAAAGUACAGACAGACCUGAGUCCAGCUUUGGAUCUAGGUCAGCUCACACGUUGCUCAGUGCAGCUCGAGGAAUGGCAGAUAUCGUGUCAAAACACCCACAGAGCAGAGGAGACAGUCGUGAGUCUCUUUCAGAGCAAUCCCAAAGACGAGCUUCUCAGGGCAGCAGGACGAAUAACAUCGCAUCACGAAUAUGUCAAGUCCCUGUGCCAUUUCUAAAGAAGUCCUUAAGCAUAGGCCCUUGUAGGACACUCUCGGGAAUGGGACAGCCGCGUCCUUUCCUAAAGAAGUCCAUCAGCUUAGGCUCACAGAGGUGGGAGCACUUUGAGAGCCCGAGGACAUAUAUUUCUGAGAAGUGUUACUGGGACGAGUUCCCAAACCCAGAUGUCAGGGUGAAGUCCUACAGUUUGGGUCGCAGUCCACCUUCCCUUCCCAGGCCGGGACCCUCCUGGAGGGAGUACGCCCCAUUCAGACGACCCAGCAUGGAGAGCUUGGAGAGGUCUCACCACGCACAAAGAUCUUUAGCAAACCCUUCCUACCUCACUCCUUCCAUGUACCCACCGAGACGAACCUCAAUGUCCCCAAUGCUGGAACGCUCCGAUCCACGAAGGCAACCCACUGUUUUCCCACAGGCCUCCAGGUGGUCUCCCUCUUAUCAAGAUACCAUGAGGUCCGCCCCGAUUAAAUAUGUCCCCAUCCCUGUCCCCGAGUACCAACACUGGCCAGGAUCCAGAGGGGAAAGCAUGAGACCCAUGGACCCCAGCAGAGGCCCUCCGAGGCCCUACAUGCCCAGAGGCAUCAGCUGGCCCUCGCCUCACUAUGCCCCCUUUCUAUCCAGAGAGGCAGAAAGUUACAGACAGCCAGACAGGGUGAUGAGGAGGAGAGGAGACGGAGAUCAGGGAGGUCAGAGAGACCAGGGAGGGGGGGAGGACCAGCUACGCCAGUCAGAGCAGUGGUAGAGGCAGCGCCGGUCUCUUCCGACAGUCCCUGUCCAUCACGCCCACACUGCUCAGCUCCCCCGAAACCACAGAGGAGAGCGAGCGGCACAGAUCUGAGAUGGAGCCGCCUGAGAGGAGAGUGAAAAGAAGGAACACGUCAGUAGACGAGAGUUAUGAGUGGGACUCUGCUGAUGCGUGUGUGGACUCGGAGGUCCUGGAGGCCAUGAGGUUUGAUCAGUCACAAAUGGGUUUUCGGAGAGGCUGGUCGGAGCUCAGAAAUGAUCAAGCUGGUGGCCUCCAGGACCGGCGACAGAAAGGCCCGUGUCCCUCAGUCAGCCCGCCAGUUUCCAACCCAUCUCGCUGCCAGUACAGCCGCUCCCUAAGCGAAGCGCGUUUCAACGCUCUCCGCCAGGAAUACCAGGAGUUCAGGCAGACUCAGGAACCCAUCUGUUCCCGUGAGCCCUGCCUCGACCCGGGCCACGAUUCAGACUCCGGCUCGGCACUACUCUAGCGGCGCAACUCGGUACUGAGACAGAUACCAAAAAGCAGUUUUAAUGAACAGACGACAGCACUGUGGUACUGGACAUAGUCACACAUCACUGGAGCGUUCUCACGGAAGAAAACUAAUGGUUCAAAGUUUGUACCGCCUCCGUUGUUAUCCGCUGAUGUCAUAUUUUUCUUGUACUUGUUCCAUUGUGCUUUGCAUAAUGAAGCCGAGAAGGGAUUAUUUAUUUUUCUGAGAAGCUUGCGCAACUGUAUUUUGGAGAUUUUUGUUUUUCUUCUUCUUUUUUAAACCAUGACAAUCAGGCACACAAGGUCCCUUUGAUAAAUGAAAUGCUCACCCUGGACUUAGACAGUUUUACAGAUGACGGAGACUUGCUUUCUAAAAGCAGCAGCAUGCUACAUGAUGACGGUUGUAUUUCAACUUCCUGUCCAUCACAUUAAAGACUCCCCUUUGAUAAUGAAGGGAUGCUCAUAUGGAGGU